This is a messenger RNA of Psylliodes chrysocephalus, 2265 nucleotides long. Lineage: Eukaryota; Metazoa; Arthropoda; Insecta; Coleoptera; Chrysomelidae. The record is from the annotation of a GenBank genome assembly.
AUGCCUUCCAGCUCUAAAGGAUCUGGUUCUGACGACCCUGUGGCAUCUGAGCUGCUAGCGAGAAUAGGGGACUUUGCUAGUCAGGCCCUACAGGAUGAUAUGCAAGAAUUCCCAACUAAUCGCUUGGCUGCCAAUCAAGCAAUUACAGGUUUAAAAGUUAGCCUCUCGAAAAAGCAGGAAAUAACUAGCCUAUUGGAAAAUCUUUUAGUUUCCUUCUUCCGACUGGCCACGCUGCAUUGCCAUAGAUUGGACGAUAGUGAAAUACUGUCUAAAUUAAGUGAACUCGAGGAUAAGAUAGACGAGAAAGUAAGUAAAGCACAAACUUACGCGUUAGCAGCCAAAACAGAUAAAGUGCAAAUUCCGACAGGCAAAUCAGUAAUGCCGGUUCGCAGGAAGAUACUGAAGAUGGUCCCAAUAGAUGACACGUCGGAUCUUACGUGCGAUGACACGAAAAAACUACUACUCACUAGAAUGAAACCUUGUGAUCUGGGAAUGAAACCCGACAGGGUGCUAAAAUCAGGGAAAAAUGGGGCGAGAAUCGAAGCAAAAGAGUUUGACGAAUCAAAAAUAAAUAAAAAACUGUUAAAAUCAAUAGGUCUUAAAUGCGAAAUACAAGGCAAACUAUCGCCAAGAAUCGCGGUAUACGGGGUUCCCAGCGAAGUCAGUAGUGAGGACCUAAAGGCCGCUUUUGAGGUGCCCCUAACGGGGGCAAGAAAGCUGUUGGUUAAAGAAGCAGACUCCCAUUCAUCGCUUCUCAGCUCCGAGCUGUCACCUUGGCAGUUUAAAAGACGCAGAGCAUCAACUUUUCAUGAAGGUGACACCAAGGACGAAUACCCGUCACCGAGAUGGCGCAAGCGCAGAGCGAGUUACCAAGAGUCAAACGAUCUGAAUUUUUCAAUUAAAGAAAGCAAAAACGAAGCAACAGAAAACGAGUACCCGCUCCCACCUCCUUGCACGUGUCCAUAUUUCGGAGAUAAACCCGAAAAAUCUCCGACACCAGCUGAAUUAAAGAUAUUACCCAGUGAUUCUUCGAGAACUUCACCGAAAUUAUUGGAUAGCGAUAACAUUCAGCUGUUAAAUGUAUCGCCUGUAAAGAAAUCUUCUUUGGCAAGAAGUAGAGGAAGCAGUGGUGAAUCGUCCCCUAAUAAUGUGAUGGUUACUUGGGAGUCACGAAGAAGUCAACGAAGAGAACGGAAACAUCCGUUAGUGAAAUUAAAUUUGGGUAAAAAAAAGACACAAGUUAAUGAAACAGUAACAACCUUAACCCAAAUUUCUACUGAAGAAGAAGGAGAAUGUUCAAAAUAUCCAAAUCCAAUUUGUGAGAAAAUUGAAAUACUUUCUACCAGUAGUAGUCAUCAGGUGGUUCAGGCUCGGGUUCAGCAACAAACUAAACUUCCAUAUAUCCCGAAGAAAAUGGGUGUUUUCAUGAAAAAUAAAUUAGAUAAAUGUUUACUUGAUUUAGUGGUAAAAGACUUUCAACCAUUUAGUAUUGUUGAGGAUGCUGGCUUCAGAAACUUUGUAAAUACUUUAAAUCCUGCAUAUACAAUUCCGACUAGGAAAACAAUAACAAGUAUUAUUUUACCCGCAGUGUAUGAAGAAACAACUACAAAUGUUACUAAUCUUCUAAAAAAUGUAACAUUUGUAACUGUCACCACAGAUUGCUGGACUUCAAUCAGCAUACAAAGUUACAUGGCUGUAACUAUACAUUACAUUGAUACAACUUUCUCGAUUAAAUCAGUUUUGUUAGAAUGUUCAGAAUUCGAACAAGAUCACACAAGUAAAAAUUUGGCAUCGGCAUUAAGACAAACAAUGCAAACUUGGGGACUCGAAAAUAAAAUUUUGAUUUGCGUGACAGAUAAUGCCGCUAAUAUUACUAAAGCGGUGAGGGAGGAACUGCAGUGGAAACAUUUUGGGUGCUAUGCGCACACUAUUAACUUAAUUGCUGAAAGUGCAUUGACGGUUGUAGACUGUUUAAUUCAAAAAGUACAAUUGGAAGAAUCGGUCAGAACUACUAUCGCUUUGUUGAACACAAAUAAAAUCUCAGUUAUAUUUGUAGAAGUGUGGCGUUUAUUAGCAGACAUUAAAAAAGUUUUGGAACCUUUAGAAAUAAUCACCAAAGAAAUGAGCGGUGAAAAGUACAUUUCAUUAUCCUGCCUAAUAAUUUUGACCAAAGGUUUGCAAGAAAUGUUAGAGGAACUGAAAAAUGAUGAAGUGUUUGCAAUGACCCAAACAAUGGUGUUGAAAAUGUUAGCUAGUAUAAAAUAG